UGAAGGCAGAAGGAUCUAUUCACUGGCAAAGGGGGAUCCAGUGCUCCUAUCAAAGCCUGUUUUAUCAACAAAACUUCUACGCUACCCAGGAUACAAUAUUUUUUUUCAUUUAUUCAGGGGGAGCCUAUGAGGCAAGAAGGCUGCUCAAAGAUUCGAGCAACAGAGGAAUGAGAUCUGAAAGUUGGAAUGCUGUUUGUUUCCCCCUAUUCUGCUGGAUUGUCUGAACAGCCUGGAAAAUGGUAAAUGAUCAUUUGGAUCAAUUACAGGCUUUUAGCUGUGUUGUCUGUCAUAAUUCAUGAUUCUGGUCUGGGAAAAAGACCAACAGCCUACGUGCCAAAAAAGGGGCAGAGUUUGAUGGAGUUGGAUGUACUUUUAUAUGCCAUUUCCCUCCGUACCUAGAGGAAGGCACUUUUACAGACAUACAGUAGAGGGGGAAUCAUGUUUGACUGCAUGGAUGUGCUAGCAGUAAGCCCUGGUCAGAUGUUGGAUUUCUACACUGCAAGUCCGUCUUCCUGCAUGCUGCAAGAGAAGGCUCUGAAAGCAUGCUUCAGUGGAUUGGCUCAAACAGAGUGGCAACAUCGGCACAGUGCGCAAUCAAUUGAAACUCAGAGCACCAGUUCUGAGGAACUUGUUCCCAGCCCGCCUUCCCCGCUUCCUCCCCCUCGGGUUUACAAGCCGUGUUUUGUUUGUCAAGACAAAUCUUCUGGCUAUCACUAUGGUGUCAGUGCUUGUGAGGGAUGUAAGGGUUUUUUCCGCAGAAGCAUUCAGAAAAACAUGGUUUAUACAUGUCAUCGAGAUAAGAACUGUGUUAUUAAUAAAGUCACUAGGAAUCGCUGCCAGUAUUGCAGACUACAGAAGUGCUUUGAAGUGGGAAUGUCCAAAGAAUCUGUCAGAAAUGACAGGAACAAGAAGAAGAAGGAGCCUUUAAAGCAGGAGUUCAUGGAGAACUAUGAAAUGACAGCAGAGUUGGAUGAUCUCACAGAAAAAAUAAGGAAAUCUCACCAGGAAACAUUCCCUUCACUCUGCCAGCUGGGCAAAUACACUACGAACUCUAGUGCAGACCAUAGAGUACGACUGGACCUCGGGCUUUGGGACAAAUUCAGUGAACUUGCUACAAAAUGCAUUAUUAAAAUAGUGGAGUUUGCAAAACGCUUGCCAGGCUUUACAAGUUUGACGAUUGCAGACCAGAUCACACUACUUAAGGCUGCCUGCUUAGACAUCUUGAUCCUGAGAAUUUGCACAAGAUAUACCCCUGAACAAGACACAAUGACAUUUUCUGACGGCCUUACACUGAACCGAACUCAGAUGCAUAAUGCUGGAUUUGGUCCCCUAACAGAUCUUGUGUUCACUUUUGCCAAUCAGCUCCUGCCCCUGGAAAUGGAUGAUACAGAAACUGGCCUGCUUAGUGCCAUCUGCUUAAUCUGUGGAGACCGCCAGGACCUUGAAGAACCAGCAAAAGUAGAUGAACUACAGGAGCCAUUGUUAGAGGCCCUCAAAAUAUACAUCAGAAAAAGAAGACCCAACAAACCUCAUAUGUUCCCAAAGAUCUUAAUGAAAAUCACAGAUCUACGUAGUAUCAGUGCAAAAGGUGCUGAACGUGUUAUUACCCUCAAAAUGGAAAUUCCUGGAUCUAUGCCGCCUCUCAUCCAGGAAAUGUUGGAGAACUCUGAAGGACAUGAACCACUGACACCAAGUUCACCUGGGACGACAACAGAGCACAGUCCUAGUAUCUCCCCAAGCUCAGUGGAUAAUAGUCAUGUAACACAAUCCCCACUGGUGCAAUAAGAUACGUUCCAGCUACAUUCCCAAAACUUUAUGUACAGGGACGACAUGCAAGAAUGGGCUUUACUGCUGCUUGUUUUCUGGACUUACACAUACACUAAAAUGCAACAAGGACCAAGUCAUUUCUAUAUGUGUCUGUGAAAGACAUAGAUAUAUAUGUUAUACACACACACACCUUGCAGCUUAACUAGAAAGUAUCCAACUUUUGAAAUAUCACACCAGCUAUUUCACGAAUUGAAAAACUAGUUAAGCUUCACUUAUGAAUGUCCAAGACUGCAAGGUGAAAAAAGAAAUCUCAAACAAGAGGUUAAAAUUAUGGUUGUAUCAUUUCUGAUGACUUUGUACAUACAGAUAUAUGGGCCUGUACUUUCUAUACUGGAUGUUUGGUGCUUUCCUUUUUUUGUUGCAUACAUUAAAUGACUCAGAAAUCAUGCUUGUAAAAUGGACUAGUCACAUGUCCAUUCUAAGAAAGACAUUCUAAUUCAGUUAGGAUGAAAACUAGUCAUUGCUGUUUUUUACGGCCUCAGUUUGUAUUUCAGUUAUUUUCCAGCAAGAAGAAACAAAGAAAUUCACUGCACUAGCAGAAGGAACUUCUGUGUAAGUGUAACUGCCAGAUCAGUUAUUUGGAUGUAAUCUGUUUCACUGUUAAUGUCACUUUAAAAUUUAUGAAGGAGGUUGUUACUUGACUGACCUCUACAUUUAAAAAUUAAUCCUAAAUUUUUACUUCAGUUAUAGCCUUCAAGGCAGAAACACUUUCCAGUGUUACCAGUGAUUUUUGUUUAUUUGUUCACAAGUGGUUAGGGAAGCUUCAUGGGCUAAUGACCAGGCAUACUCGCUACCUCUGAGUUGGUGACACUAGUGAAAAACAAUUCUGGAGAAACUGCCCUUCAGCCCUAGGCCUUCUGUCUGGUACUAAAGGGCUGUCACUAGAAUACCCAAAAGCAGAGGUAAGAACGCACCUCAAUAACUUUGUUAAUCACCAUAAAACAGAGUGGAAAAUGUGGUAGAGUGGUUACAAUUUUUUAAAGUGUCAGUUUCUUAGGUUUCAUUUAAAAGCACUAGUGGAUUUUUUUUUAUAUAUUCUAGCAAGUCUGUGAUGUACUUUCACUGGCUCUGUUUGUACAUUGAGAUUGUUUAACAAUGCUUUCUAUGUUCAUAUACUGUUUACCUUUUUCCAUGGAAUCUCCUGGCAAAGAAUAAAAUAUAUUUAUUUUAGCCCUGC
Pogona vitticeps (central bearded dragon) is the source of this 3004-nucleotide messenger RNA. NCBI's taxonomy places the organism in Eukaryota, Metazoa, Chordata, Lepidosauria, Squamata, Agamidae. The record is from RefSeq and is a predicted model, not a curated record.